AUGAAACGGGGGGCAAUAGUUGGCAUAUGUGUACUCGACAAACAUGAUACCUGUGCCGACAUAACUGAGCAUAGUCAACUGUCCACAGAAACAACUAAACAGGACAAACACUUGACAUUAGAUGACUACCUAACUGGCCAAACACUUAAUGAACUGAACAUAUUGUUGACAUUGAAAUCCCAGCAAACAGUCGUCGACUACUUGAGCUAUUGGUUUGAGCCGGAGAUGCUGUACAUUCAGAUGGAGUUAUGUGACGGUAGUCUACGGGACAUACUGUCGGCUAAACAACAAUUGUUUACCAAUGAAUGCGAUAACUAUCAGCUAAACUAUCUACUAUCGUGGCACCUGGCCAUGGACUCGCUCAGUGCUAUACAGUUUCUACAUACAAGGGUACCGCCUCUGGCGCACCGGGAUAUCAAACCUGAUAAUAUACUGUUUGUACGCAAACACAACAACAACAAGGAGGAACUACAGUUUAAGAUAGCCGAUUUUGGACUGGCCAAAAUACAAACCGAUCUGGCCAUCGGGAACAGUAGGUUCGGUGGUGUAGGUAAUGCCAAAUAUAUGGCACCGGAAUUAUUCACGGAAAUGCCUACUAAACCAUACAAUCCCUUAAAAAUAGACAUCUAUAGCUCAGGUGUUAUGCUUAUGGAUAUUUUCGAUGUCGACCUAAUUUUAUUAUACGGUGAUAAUCAUAAACAAAUUGGUCAAGGUGGUUUCAGUAUUGUUUAUAAAGUUACCGCUAAUAAUGGCCAACAAUUUGCUAUCAAACGCAUACAAUUGAAAGCUAUUGUUGAUAUUGGUAAAUUUGCUAGAUUAUACAGUGAUAAUCAUAAACAAAUUGGUCAAGGUGGUUUCAGUACUGUUUAUAAAGUUACCGAUAAUAAUGGCCAACAAUUUGCUAUCAAACGCAUACAAUUGAAAGUUGUACGUGAUGUGCCUAAAGAGCGCCGUCAACUGGCCACACAAACAACUGAACAGGACAAACAUUUGACAUUAGUUCGUGAGCUGAACAUAUUGUUGACAUUGAAAUCCYAGCAAACAGUCGACUAUCUGAGCCAUUGGUUUGAGCCGGAGAUGCUGUACAUUCAGAUGGAGUUAUGCGACGGUAGUCUACGGGACAUACUGUCCGUUAAACAACUAAUGUUUACCAAUGAAUGCGAUAACUAUCGGCUAAACUAUCUACUAUCGUGGCACCUGGCCAUGGACACACUGGGUGUUAUCAAAUAUUUGCACAAUCAUCAGCCACCAAUUGCGCACCGGGAUAUCAAACCUGAUAAUAUACUGUUUGUACGCAAACACAUCAACAACAAGGAGGAACUACAGUUUAAAAUGGCCGAUUUUGGACUGGCCAAAAUACAAAACGAUUUGGCCACAGUGACCGGUACGUGCGGUGUCGGUACGACCAAGUAUGUGGCACCGGAAGUAUUAUCAAACAUGACUACUGAUCGAUACAAUCCGUUUAAGAUAGACAUCUAUAGCUCAGGUGUUAUGCUUAUGGAUAUAUUUGAUGUCGACAUUUGUUUCUGGGAUGCCGAUGACCCUGGUACUGUUUGCGAUGACGACACAAUUGGCUACAAGUAUUCAAAAGAAAAGUAA
Molecule: messenger RNA, 1599 nt
Organism: Oppia nitens
Lineage: Eukaryota; Metazoa; Arthropoda; Arachnida; Sarcoptiformes; Oppiidae
Exons: 7
Coding region: 1-1599 (532 amino acids)
Biological process (GO): protein phosphorylation
Molecular function (GO): ATP binding; protein kinase activity
Source: RefSeq, a predicted model, not a curated record